AUGUCUGUCGCUGCCUCGCUCUUCCUCCGUCAGGCUGCCACCAAAAGACCCUCUCUGCCCCCAGGUCCAAAGGGUCUCCCGCUGGUCGGCAAUAUUCUCGAUAUGCCCUCUGAUAAAGAGUGGCUCACUUUUGCCCAAUGGGGUGAAACUUGGGGUGAUAUUUGUUCCGUUACUGUCCUUGGUCAACCAGUUAUUAUCCUCAAUUCUGCAAAGGUUGCACGCGACAUGUUGGACAAGAAAAGCGCCAUCUACUCUGACAGACCCGUUCUCCAGAUGGGCGGUGAGCUUGUCGGCUGGAAAAAUACUAUGGUUCUUUUGCCCUACGGUGACCGCUUCCGCCGCUACAGGCGUCUUUUCCAUAGCUUGAUUGGGAGCCAGUCAGCAGUAAAGCGUUUCUACCCAGCCGGGGAGCUCGAAGCUCGGAGAUUCCUACGCCGCCUUCUCAUCAAGCCAGACGACUUGUCGGCUCAGGUCCGCAUAACGGCAGGCGCAGUGAUCCUCAGAAUAUCGCACGGAUAUGAGGUCAAAGAGUGUCAUGAUCCUUUCGUUGAAAUCGCCGACCUCGCUACAGAGCAGUUUUCUUUGUCCACCGCUCCCGGUGGGUUCCUGGUAGAUUUAAUUCCAGCUUUGCGUCAUGUUCCCAAAUGGUUCCCUGGAGCUGGAUUCCGCCGCAAGGCAGACCAGUGGUCUGCUACGCUCUCUGAGAUGGUCGAUGGACCCCACAAUUUCGUCAAGCAACAAAUGGCAUCUGGAACUGCUCAAGUUUCCUUCACCUCAACGCUAUUGGAAGGAAAGUGCCUCUCAGCUCAAGAAGAAUUUGACAUCAAAUGGAGCGCCGCCAGUUUGUACUCCGGCGCUGCUGAUACGACUGUUUCUAUGGUCAAUUCGUUUUUCCUAGCUUUAGCUCUGUAUCCAGAGGCUAUGAAGAAAGCUCAAUCAGAAAUUGAUACGGUCGUUGGAAACGAACGUUUGCCAAAUUUUGAAGAUCGGCCUAACCUCCCCUACAACAACGCCCUCUUUUUGGAAGUCUUGAGAUGGCAUACAGUCGUCCCCACUGCGGUCCCCCAUCGACUGAUGCAAGACGAUAUCCACGAAGGCUAUUUCAUUCCCAAGGGCGCUUUGGUCAUCCCUAAUAUCUGGAAAUUCGCGCAUGAUCCUAGAGUGUACAGCAACCCGUUCGAAUUCAACCCGGAGCGAUUUUUGCCCGCGAAAGGAAGGGUACCAGAGCCAGACCCACGGGAGUUCUGCUUUGGGUUUGGGCUUCACCUUGCAGACGCCUCCGUUUUUAUAUCUUGCGUCAUGUCCUUGGCAGUGUUCAAUGUGUCCAAAUGUGUUGAGAACGGUGUGGUCAUUGAACCCGUUCACGGGAACACAACUGGGACGAUAAGCCACCCAGAGCCAUUCAAGUGCAGUAUCAAACCGCGCUCAGAAAAGGCCGUCUCGCUCAUACUCGCAGAGCCAUAA
This is a messenger RNA of Psilocybe cubensis, 1464 nucleotides long. RefSeq lists its product as uncharacterized. Gene Ontology annotation, molecular function: heme binding; oxidoreductase activity, acting on paired donors, with incorporation or reduction of molecular oxygen; iron ion binding. The record is from RefSeq and is a predicted model, not a curated record. Bases 1 to 1464 code for a protein of 487 amino acids. The transcript is spliced from 12 exons. Lineage: Eukaryota; Fungi; Basidiomycota; Agaricomycetes; Agaricales; Agrocybaceae.